Aureobasidium melanogenum CBS 110374 is the source of this 231-nucleotide messenger RNA. RefSeq lists its product as uncharacterized. NCBI's taxonomy places the organism in Eukaryota, Fungi, Ascomycota, Dothideomycetes, Dothideales, Saccotheciaceae. The transcript has a single exon. The record is from RefSeq and is a predicted model, not a curated record. The annotation marks the transcript as partial.
CAAGUCGACAUAAUCUGGCACAACAUGUAUGCUCCCAGCACCUUUGUGACUUGGAGAAAACAAUCCAUCCGUUCUGUUGAGCAACUCCUCAUCGACUUUACAAAUCUAGUCGAUAAAGGUGUUUUUGGUGUUAUCAGUUUGAGUGUCAGCAAGGCUUCUUUUGUUGCUGUUGUCGCUUGUGAGAAGAGUUGGGAAGAGAUCCAGGAGAGGAUUUUGGAGGCGACGAGGUAA